CCGCGCGAGAAUUUACUUAUAUGUGGGAAGCACUCGCCCGACCCGCCAUUCUGCUUCUUUCUUCCUCACGCCGCAUUGACGACCCGCCGCCGUCCGCACCAUGGACCAAAACGACUACCACGACCAGUAUGUCGGCAAGACUGGCGACGAAAAGACAGAGGGCUCCUCCCUCGAGAAGGGCACCCAGGAGCUCGCCGUCCAGGACGACAGGGCGUAUCAAUUCGACCCCGCUGACCUCGACCAGGUCCAGCGCAAGCUCAAGCAGCGCCAUGUCCAGAUGAUCGCUGUACGCAUCCACGUCUUUGCUGCCGCACACGACCUUUCCUCAUGUUCUGCAGAUCGCUGGUACACUGGGACGGGUCUUUUCCUCGGGUCGGGUGCUGCCCUGCGUGAGGGCGGACCAUUAGGUGCCCUCAUCGGCUACGCGCUCGUCGGUACCGUUGGCUACGCGACCCUCUGCUCGCUCGGUGAGAUGACCGCGUUCGCACCCAUCUCCGGCUCGUUCCCCCACUACGCUUCACGCUGGGCCGACCCCGCUCUUGGCUUCGCGCUUGGAUGGAAUUACUUCUACACCAGCGCUAUUUCCACGCCCGUCGAAAUUAGCGCUGCGGUCGUUUUGCUCACCUUCUGGGACGCCGACACCGGUCACGCCGCUGCCUACACCGCAGCAAUCACCGUCGGUGUGUGCGCGAUUAACAUUUUCGGCGUCCGGUGGUUCGGUGAAGCAGAAUUCUGCUUUUCUAUCAUAAGAGUCCUUUUCUUGAUAACGUUGUUGAUCAUCACGGGUCUUGUCGUUGACCUCGGUGGAGGACCGUCCCAUGACCGUGUUGGCUUCCGCUACUGGGACAACCCGGGGAAUAUCGGCUUCGACCGGCUCCUUGCGCUCAUCUCUGUCAUCGUCCAGGCUGCGUUCUCGUUCCAGGGCAUGGAGCUCGUCGCCAUCGCCGCAUCCGAGACCCAAUCACCCCGGCGCAACAUCGCCAAGGCCGUGCGCCGCGUGUUCUGGCGUAUCCUCGUCUUCUACAUCCUCGGGAUCCUCAUCACGGGUAUGCUCGUCCCGUACAACGACCCCGACCUCCUCCAGUCCUCAGGCACCGCCGCGGAGUCGCCGUAUGUCAUUGCGUUCACGCGUGCGGGCAUCAAGGUCCUUCCUGCGUUCAUCAAUGCGUGUGUCUUCACGUCCGCGUUCUCCGCCGGUAACUCGUUCUUGUUCUCGGCGAGUCGUAUUUUGUAUGGUCUUGCAAUCCGGGGGCAGGCGCCGAGGAUCCUGGGGUACUGCACGAAGAACGGCCUUCCCAUCGCUGCUAUUCUCGUGUCUGGUGCCUUUGCGUGGCUCAGCUUCAUGAACGUCUCCAGCGGCGCUGAGACGGUGUUCAACUGGUUCGUCAACCUGUCGACGACGGCCGGGUUCUUCUCCUGGGGCGCGAUAUGCGUGACGUACCUGCGGUUCUACAAGGGCCUCAAGGUGCAGGGCAUCGACCGGACGAAGUUCAGCUACUACAGCGGCCUGCAGCCGUACCUCGCGUGGUGGGCGAUCUGCUGGCUCGCGUUCUUCAUCCUCAUCAACGGGUACGCCGUCUUCUGGGUCUGGAACACGGACUCCUUCAUCACCGCGUACAUCAACAUCCCGAUCUUCGUCGUGCUGUUCGUGUUCUGGAAGGUGUUCAAGCGCACAAGAGCGUGGCGCCCGGACGAGAUGGACUUUGUCACCGCUAUCCCGACCCUCGAGGAGACAGAAAUCCCCGAGGUACCAGCUACGACGUUCUUCGGCAAGAUCGGCGCCCCAUCUUCUGAGCACCCCUUCUUGGCCGACCCCCAACCCUCAUUACCACCCGCAUUCCGCACCUCGCAUACUCACAUACUUACUGUCCGCUAUUAGUGUACUGAAUGAAGACGACGACGAACUACCGAGACAAU
Messenger RNA from Fomitopsis serialis, 1917 nucleotides. RefSeq names its product general amino acid permease 1. The record is from RefSeq and is a predicted model, not a curated record. Gene Ontology annotation, molecular function: amino acid transmembrane transporter activity. NCBI's taxonomy places the organism in Eukaryota, Fungi, Basidiomycota, Agaricomycetes, Polyporales, Fomitopsidaceae. The transcript has 9 exons. The coding region runs from base 101 to 1879 and encodes 592 amino acids. Gene Ontology annotation, cellular component: membrane. Gene Ontology annotation, biological process: amino acid transmembrane transport.